AUGAAACAUUUUCUAGUUUCUCUGUGUCUCCUGGGAACAUUUCUACAUGCCUUGGCCCAAUGCACUGCCUCAGAGUUUCAGUUGGAGGGAGAUUAUUUGUUGGGUGGACUUUUUGAUAUUCAUCAUAGUGACCCCCCGCUUCGUGACAGACCAGAAGCCAUCUAUUGCUCCAGUCAUCCCUUCCUACUCCCAAGUUAUCGGAGGUUUCAGGUGAUGAGAUUCGCUGUAGAUGAAAUCAAUAACUCUACCAACCUUCUACCAAACGUAUUUCUCGGCUAUGAGAUAUUUGAUCACUGCUCCUCGACACAGAGUUUUCCAGAUGUUGUGAAACUCCUCUCAGUCAAUAACUUGGUCCAACCAUGGGAUGAACCACAUAACAAUCUUUCCAGAAUACUGGGAGUGGUCGGUCCUUAUAGAAGCACCCAGGUCCUCAGUGUAGCCCCACUCUUUAUGAAGGGUCUCAUUCCUAUGGUCAGUUAUGCAGCUUCUAGUUCUGUCUUUUCAGAAAAAGGGAAUUUUCCGUCUUUUCUACGAACAGUGCAUUCCAACAAAAUCGCCAUAGAAGGGAUUGUGAACAUUUUGAAGCACUUCAACUGGCGCUGGGUUGCUUUUCUAAACAGUGAUGAUGAUUAUGGCAAUGAUGGGCUGGCGUUAUUCAUGAAGAAGAUUAAGGAUACUGAAAUCUGCCUAGCAUACAACAAAGGUCUGAAUCAAUAUACAAACCACUCCCAAACAUUUAAACAGAUAGAGGCACAGAAAAUAAACACCAUUAUUGUUUUUGCUCCAGAUUGGACUGCUGAAGCUCUCAUUGAGUCGGCAAUACAACUGAAUUUCACCAACAAAGUGUGGAUCGCAGAUGAGGAAUGGUCCUUAAACAAGAAUCUCCCAAAGAUAAAAGGAAUCAGAAAUAUUGGAACUGUAAUUGGAAUUUCAGAACAAGCAGUGAAAGUACCUGGUGUCAAUGAUUUUAUCUAUUCUUCAAGAAGACACACUUAUUGUGAAAAUGCAUCACAAAAUAUACACUGUAAUCAGUUUUUCAACCGCAGCAGCCUGAGCACAGAAGACGUCGUUGCUGCAGACCCAUCUUUUAAUUUUCCUGUUUACACUGCUGUGUAUGCCAUCGCUCAUGCCUUACACAAUGCCUUGCAAUGUGAAUCUGGCAGAUGUAAUGACAAUAUUACAGUCUUCCCACACAUGGUUCUAGCAGAGCUGAAGAAGUCCAAAUUUACUCUUUUAAAUGAGAGCAUUCGGUUCGAUGAGAAUGGUGACCCUAACUACGGAUCAUAUUCUGUCGUUUUCUGGAACCACAGUGGUGAUGCAGAGGAGAUUGGCUUGUAUACAUUUCAUGGAUCAGUCCAUUUCUUUAUCAAUAACAGCAAAAUGCAUUGGUACACAAAUGGAGAAGCGCCUACUUCUGUGUGUUCCUCAGAAUGCCCUGUUGGAUUUGCAAAAAAGUAUGCUGGAUCCCACAAAUGCUGCUUUAAUUGUAAAAUCUGUCCAAAUGGAAGUUAUGUCAACAUCACAGAGGAUCCCUACAGGUGCAUCGACUGUAAGGACACCGAAUGGUCUGCAGCAGGAAGUACAUCAUGCAGCCUGCGGUCGGUGGAGUACAUCCCGUUCACAGACACCAGGGCUAUACUGAUCAUGGUGGGGGCCUGGGACUUGGUGGGCUUCACACUCGCUGUAUCUGUUCUCUUUGCCAUCAACUACAACACACCUGUUGUCAGAUCUGCUGGGGGACCAAUGUGCUUCCUCAUUUUAGUCUGCCUCAGUCUGUGUAGUAUAAGUGUGUUAUUUUACUUUGGUGAACCAACAACUUCCUUCUGUAUCCUGAGGUUUUUACCAUUUCUCUUGUUCUACACAGUUUGUCUCGCCUGUUUCGUUGUGCGUUCUUUUCAAAUCGUUUGCAUCUUCAAAAUAGCCGCCAAGUUCCCCAAACUCCACAGUUGGUGUAUCAAGUAUCAUGGACAAUGGCUGGUCAUCACUGUGGCAUUUGGUAUUCAGGCACUCUUACUUCUUAUUGGAUAUACUUGUUCCCCUCCUGAGACUAACAAGGACACAGAUUUGUAUCCAGACAAAAUCAUACUUGGUUGUGACCUUGACCUAAAAGCCACCGCUGGUCCUGUGCUUUUCCUCUUGUCUUUGUGCUUCCUUUGCUUUAUUUUCUCCUACAUGGGGAAAGACCCGAAAAAUUACAACGAGGCCAAAGCAAUAACCUUCUGUCUGCUCCUGCUGAUCCUCACCUGGAUGACCUUUGCCACUGAAUAUAUGCUUUACCACGGAAAGUACAUCCCAACACUAAACGCUCUGGCCAUACUGUCCAGUCUCUACUCCUUUCUGGUGUGGUACUUCAUCCCAAAAUGCUACAUCAUGAUUUUUCAAUCCCACAGAAACACACAUGAGUACUUCCAAGGACUCAUUCAGAAUUAUACCAAAACAAUCAGCCAGUAG
Gymnodraco acuticeps is the source of this 2451-nucleotide messenger RNA. RefSeq names its product taste receptor type 1 member 1-like. Gene Ontology annotation, biological process: G protein-coupled receptor signaling pathway. The record is from RefSeq and is a predicted model, not a curated record. Gene Ontology annotation, cellular component: membrane. Lineage: Eukaryota; Metazoa; Chordata; Actinopteri; Perciformes; Bathydraconidae. Gene Ontology annotation, molecular function: G protein-coupled receptor activity.